This is a messenger RNA of Spirodela intermedia, 1119 nucleotides long. Lineage: Eukaryota; Viridiplantae; Streptophyta; Magnoliopsida; Alismatales; Araceae. The record is from the annotation of a GenBank genome assembly.
AUGGCUUCCGCCGCCAUAGCGGAGGCGUCGGAGGUCGAUGGGGAGGCGGGAUGGCCGCCGGCGGCAGCGGCGGUGGCGGUGGAGAGUCUGCUCCCGCAGCUCCCCGACGACUUGGCCAUCCAGUGCAUCGCCAGAGUGCCACGCUUCUUCUACCCGCGGCUCGCCCUCGUGUCCCGCGCCUGGUGCGCCGUCAUCCGCUCGCCGGAUCUCUUCGCCUCUCGGGUAUCCGCUGGCGCCUCCCGGUCCUUCCUCUUCGUCGACGUCAGAACCUCCUCGGAGGUGUCCAGGUGGUAUCUCAUCGAUCUGCAAAGCGGCAACCCCCGUCCUCUCGUCCCCCUUCCUCCUCCCCCGAUUCAAGCCGCCGGAUCCGCCUGCGCCGCCCUGGGACCUCUCCUGUUCGUCCUCGGAGGCUCCGUCGAGGGCGUCGCCACCGCGGCCGUCCAGAUCUUCGACGCGCGCUUCAAUCAGUGGCACCUCGGCCCCCGCAUGCGCGCCGCCCGCGAGUUCGCCGCCGCGGGGGCCGUCGGCGGCCGGAUGUUCGUCGUCGGGGGCUGCCUCCCCUCCUGCGACCACUGGGCGGAGGUCCUCGAGGUCCAGGCCGGCCGCUGGGCCCCCGUGGCGAGCCCGAUCGGCGUCCGGGAGAAGUGGAUGCACGGCAGCGUGGUGCUCGAGGGGAAGCUCCUGGCGGUGGCGGAUCGCGGCGGCCUGCUGUUCGAUCCGGCGGCGGGGACGUGGGGCCCGGUUUCCACAGUCCUGGACAUUGGGUGGAAGGGGCGCGCCGCAGUGGUGGACGGGAUAAUCUACUCCUACGAUUUUUUGGGGAAGGUCAAAGGGUUUGAUCCUGCGGGCGACAAGUGGAGGGAGGUGGAAGGACUGAACGAAGACCUGCCCAAGUUCCUCUCAGGGGCAACGCUGGCGGACCUCGGGGGCUUCCUCUGCGUGUUGUGGGAGGGGAAGAGGAUGAACAGAAGGAAGGGCAUGGAGAUCAUGUGCGCAGCGAUCAAGGUGGACAAGGCGGACGCUGGGAGGCUGAGGGGGGAGAUCGUUUGGAUGGAGUCCAUCAGCUUUGGGGUAUCCAAGGGUUCCACCCUGUCACAUUGCUUGCCCGUGGAAGUAUGA